Molecule: messenger RNA, 1389 nt
Organism: Fusarium graminearum PH-1
Lineage: Eukaryota; Fungi; Ascomycota; Sordariomycetes; Hypocreales; Nectriaceae
Exons: 5
Coding region: 54-656 (200 amino acids)
Biological process (GO): regulation of DNA-templated transcription
Source: RefSeq, a predicted model, not a curated record
AAGUCGUUACCGAGCAGAAUGUCAUCGACAAGCCGCCAGUUGACCAGUUCCCCAUGCGGGAAUGGAGCUUGAAGGUUUUCAUGGUCGAUGAGGACGGCAACGAGCGCCCAGCCGAUGUUUUCACCAAGGUUGUCUACAACCUGCACCCCACAUUCGAGAACCCCGUUCAGAGCUACACCAAACACCCAUUUACGUGUAAGAAUGAGGGUUGGGGCGAGUUCGAAAUCUCGAUCGAUUGCUACACUACGGAGAAAACGAAGCUAGCGCCCAUCAUUCACGAUCUCAACUUCCACCAGACCAAGUACGAGCAAACACACACUGUGGUUUUCAAGAACCCCUCCCAGAGUUUGCAGGAGCGCCUGCGCGAAACCGGCCCCCUCCCUACCGAUGACGACCAUCGCCCUAAGAAGAAGGGAAUCGCGACCAAGAAGAGCGCCCAAAAAUACGACUAUGAGAAGAUCGCUGAAUCGCUGGAAAAACUCGAGGAGGAGGAUCUGCUCCGUGUCAUCCAGAUCAUCAACGAGAACAAGGGGCCAGACACCUACAUAAGGAGUGAUGUUGAAGCCGGAGAGUUCUCCAUCGAUCUCUACACCAUGCCAGACAGUCUCACCUCAAAGCUUUGGGAUCACCUUUCCAAGAAGGGUCUUGUCAGCUAGAUGUUUGCGAUCAUACCUUAGUGUCAACACCCCUAAUGUUAUUCCAUCGACGAUAGGGCCUAUAGUCUGCGCUUGGGAGUUGCUGUAACCAUGGGAUUUAGGAAAAUGACGAGUUAAUGAGCACGAAGGAAGACAACACAGAGGGGAAAGGAGCCUUAAAACAAGAAAGUCGAGUUUUUGGUCACAAGUCUAUAAAGAACUUUGUUCUCGCUCAUUAUCCGGGAAGUUUUAAACUAUAAACCACCCUACCGUAUUAGAAGAUCUCGUUGUAGGAUGUUGCAGUGCUAUGUGAUGAGUUGGCGUAAACGAAGUUUCUACCAGAGAUAAAGGGAGUUGAAUAUCGAUGCCCGAAGACGGACAUGUAAAAGAAGCCAGCCAAUAACAUGAGGCCUUGGCCCGGCCUCGGCCGAUCAACUUGACGGGCCGGAUCGAUCAGGCGUCGGAUCGGGAGUCGAAAGAGUGCCGUUUUCCCUGACGGAUGUGACCAAGUGCCUUGCUUAUGUAGUCAUGUAGUUUGAACGGGAGUACUAGGCUUGCUGGUCUCGGAUGUCGGCUGCUUUCUCCAUUUGAGCUUGGUUGACGGGCAUUUAUGCCUUGAAUCUGAACCCACAGCCCUGAAGAUGCAAAAUGAUCUGCCGAUAGCGUGACGUUCAUGCAGUGUUUGAAGGUAUCAUGCGAAGCUAGCUUAUAACAAUAUGGAAGUAUGUAGGAAACUGAUGACGGGUUAUGUUUU